Molecule: messenger RNA, 2722 nt
Organism: Pelobates fuscus (common spadefoot toad)
Lineage: Eukaryota; Metazoa; Chordata; Amphibia; Anura; Pelobatidae
Gene: PPP3R1
Product: protein phosphatase 3 regulatory subunit B, alpha
Exons: 6
Coding region: 167-679 (170 amino acids)
Biological process (GO): protein dephosphorylation; calcineurin-mediated signaling
Cellular component (GO): calcineurin complex
Molecular function (GO): calcium ion binding; calcium-dependent protein serine/threonine phosphatase regulator activity; phosphatase binding
Source: RefSeq, a predicted model, not a curated record
GCCCCGCCUCUCCCCCCUCCCUCCCGCGGCUCUAUCGCUCUUCCCCCUUCUCCGAGGUUGCGGGUCAGUGGAGACGCCGUCUGACAGCGCUGAGCCGCGAUCACAGCCUUCCUCAGCCUCAAGCAGCGACCAGUCAGGGCGACACCGCCAGCACCCACCGGGCACCAUGGGCAAUGAGGCAAGCUAUCCGUUGGAAAUGUGCUCACAUUUUGAUGCAGAUGAAAUCAAAAGACUUGGGAAGCGCUUCAAGAAACUUGAUUUAGACAACUCUGGAUCUCUAAGUGUGGAGGAAUUUAUGUCAUUACCAGAGCUGCAGCAGAACCCCCUUGUCCAACGGGUAAUAGACAUAUUUGAUACUGAUGGUAAUGGAGAGGUAGAUUUUAAAGAAUUUAUUGAAGGCGUGUCACAAUUCAGUGUCAAGGGAGAUAAAGAACAGAAAUUGAGAUUUGCUUUUCGUAUAUAUGACAUGGACAAGGAUGGCUAUAUCUCAAAUGGUGAGCUUUUCCAGGUUCUGAAGAUGAUGGUUGGAAACAAUCUCAAGGAUACGCAGUUACAGCAAAUAGUAGACAAAACUAUUAUCAAUGCAGAUAAAGAUGGCGAUGGGAGGAUAUCUUUUGAAGAAUUCUGUGCUGUUGUAGGAGGUCUAGAUAUCCACAAAAAGAUGGUGGUAGAUGUGUGACUCUUCAGAGCAGUACCAACACUUCUGCUUUUUUCCCUCCAUCUCUGAAGAUCUGCUCAAGACGUCCAGCAACGCUCUCUGUGUAUUUUUAAAUGGAAGUAUUUUUCUCUGUGAAGCCACAUUUUCCAACAUGAGCCUCAUGAAGCCAACUUUAGUGUUAUUGAACUUUUUAAUCUCUCAAUAACUCAGUGUAGCACUUUAAAGUCUGAAGGACAGCAAGAUGGGGAAAGGCAUAUUGGUGUUGUGGAAAAGAACAAGGAAGGGAGUUGGCUUUUUAUUUAUUAUGUUUUUUGUUUUUUUUUCUUCAUCUUUUAUAACAAGGAAUCUAUAUAUAGCUUUCUAUGUAGUCAUUAGGUGGGCUUUAAUUUAAUAUACAAAAACAAUACUAGUAUACAAAGUGCCAAGCAGAACAUAAGCCGUUUAAUACAUGAAUAUAAAUCCUUACUUUUAUUUCACACAGUUUAUAAUAUAGUAGGAGAAUGUAUACGAUCAAUAGGUAUGGUUUUGUUUUUUCAUUUGUUAAAAUGUUUGUAUAUUAACUGGUUGAUCAACACGGUUGCUUCCUAUUAAUCUACUUGACAUUUCAUUUUUUUUUCCUUUUUUUCACACAGGAAAUUUGUAUGUUUAAUUUAUGUGUUAAGAUAUAUAUUGCCAGGGACUGUGUGUCUCUCUUGCUUUUUGAAAUGUAGUUAAAUGUUUCUGCCAAGUAAAGAUCCCCUUUUUGUACUCAUAGAGCUGCUUAAGCCCUGUGCUCUGCUUUGCCUAGUUACAGAAGCAAAUGUCUAAACCUCUUAUCUUUGUAAAUGGGUGCACACUGGUAGGACCUGCCCAUUUACAUAAACUGAUUUACUUAUCCAAUAGUGCUGAAUUGUCUAUUUUGACGUUCGUUACAUGGACUUCAUUUUUUUUAAUUUUUUUUUUAUAAUCGAACCAUUGGAUUUCUUUUCUUUUCAGUUUAAACAGUGUAGUAGUUUUUUUUUUUUUUUUGUUUUUUUUACUUCUCCCCUCACACCAUGCCAAAUGAAUUUAAUGCAGGCAGCCUGACUGGUAAUACUUAAAUUUACAUAUGUAUAUUGGGUACAGGAUAGGAUUUUUUUUUUUUUCCUUUUGUCUGUUUUGGACAAAAACUGUUAUCCGUUAUCUGGAAUUUAUUCAUUAACUAAUUUGGUUUUAUGUUUUUGUGUUCAUAUUUCAACACCUUUUUAUGUGAUCUAAAAGUAGCGAGACAUUUUCUGCAACUGUCACUUUUUUCUGCUGUGGUACUAUUGGCUGGAAAAUAAAAAAAAUAUAUAAAAUACAGGGAAAAAAGCUAAUUAAUAGGGUAAAUCUUUUGAAAUCAUAUCCAUUUUUUUUUAGGUAUAUAUGUAAAGUGGCAGGUUAUUAUACCUGGUAUUAAAAUAUCUACCUGCAAUAGCUGUUCCUUCGACUGAGUGCUGCACACCAUGGGCUCUGUCUGUGCGAGAGAAAUCCAGUUGCUUGGUGUCCUUGCAUGACAUGGAGUUUUGCAUGUAGAUCGAUUUUUUAAAUGUUCCUCUUGUUUACAUAAUUUGCAUUCUAUAUAAUUAAAAGGAAAAAAAAAGGAAUGUUGCCAAAUUUUGGUACAUGUUAAUGUUCAAACAGUCUCCACUACAAGUAACUUUCUUCCUCUGGAUCAGUACAUGGUUUAUAUUAACCCAGCCAGUGGUCAUCUUUUUUCAGUGUCAGCUGCCAUGUGCUCUGUUCCAAGGGGAAACCAUUUUUUUUUUAUUUUUUUUUGUAAAUAAGUUGUGUUAAACUUUUUAGCAAAAGCUUUCUCCUUCUCUUGCUUGUGCAUAUUUUGGCUGGCGUUUAAAAAAAUAAAAAAUAAAAAAAUAAAAUAGCAAAGAUUUUUUUUUUUUUCCAUUAUUGGGUUUUUUCUAGGGUUUUUUGUUUUUCUUUUUUCUAGUUUGUGUGGGGAAAAUUGUUAAUGUUGAGUGUUUUAAUUUUUUUUCCUCUGCAUGCAAUAGAACUUGUAGGGAUAGUAGAAAUCUUCAUACUGUAUGAAUAAAAAGAUGAAACUUGUUA